This is a messenger RNA of Poecile atricapillus (Black-capped chickadee), 2130 nucleotides long. RefSeq lists its product as uncharacterized. The transcript has 5 exons. The record is from RefSeq and is a predicted model, not a curated record. NCBI's taxonomy places the organism in Eukaryota, Metazoa, Chordata, Aves, Passeriformes, Paridae. Bases 1184 to 1753 code for a protein of 189 amino acids.
UGUUUUUACAUUUAUUGAGAGUCCGCCAGCUAUUCACCACUCUUCACAGAAGUAAACAUGAACGCCGUUUAUUUCUAUCUUUAGCACACCUUUUAUAGGGUUCUACAGGGUCCGCGGGCUAAGCAAGUUACCAUUGGCUAACACACACAGGUUUACAUUCUUUCUCUUAUACACAAAGAUAUUGUUUUGCUUUACUCUCUCUUCUGCAGGAAGGUUUCAAGGACUUUAGCCUUUAAUAUCACGACUUAUUUCAAAGACUGGUUUGUGUAGACAGGCCUUUACUAAUAUAUAAAAUAUAUCAACAUUUCUUGAUGUUUUUCUGAAGUUUCUGGCAACUCUUGAGAACCAAAAUGCCUCAUUUACUUAACGUUUUACACUUAUUUAAAUCUAUUUUUCCCAUAGAAUAUGAAAAAUGCUGAGUGAUUUUGUUGUUUUCCCCUGUGUUAUCUGUAUUGCUUUAGUGUUUUUCCCCCCCCCUCUGCUCUUUCUUUUAUCUAUUCUACUUCUUGCUUUCUUUAUUCCUUACGACAUUCCAACACUUAAAACAGUGAGUAAAAUAAUGUAAAUCUGGGCUAUUUGUGCAAAGUUUGACAUUUACAAAGCUGGUAACUAGGCUUAGCUUUAAACGAAGUAGUAACUUUUUACUUUGUCCCACAACUUAUCUUUGUGAAACAAUAUGAAUAAAAACAAGGUAAAAACGAGGCGGGGGGAGGGAAGGGAUGCCUCUAUGUUUACGUAUCCAAAGAACCAUUAAUACCAGUCUCCUAAGGUUUCUUCUUUGGAGCCAUUUUGUUUGUCCCAUCUAGUUGCCGGAACGCCCCGGCAGCCACUGGGCGCCUUUCGGCCCCGCGGAGAAGAAGCGUCGGGUCCUCGGCGCUCCUCUCUAAAAGGCGGAGUGGCUGUGUCCCCUUAUGUGCCCUGCCGCGCUGCUGCACUGACCCGGGACAGCCUGUAGGUGAAGGCUGAGGACAAAGGCCAAAAGGCUGCUCCUGCCUUUAGCACCACCCCCCGCGCCGCAGGGUUCAGGACGGCAUUUUAGGGCAGAAAUUACUUUGCCUGGUUUUGCGGACUGAGGGCUGGCUUGCGCUUCUCUGAGGGUGUUGCACUGCUUGAUCUGAUCUGCGUGGGGUCCUCACGUUGAUUAAUCCUUUUCCCGGAGCACCAAUAGGACGCAGCCAGCAUUAUGAGGCUCCGCAGGUGCUCAGUAGAUCCCGCCCAGCACGGCCUUGUGCGCCUCCGUCAGGGAGUCGCGGCGGGGGAGACCGGCCUGGACCCCGACCCUGGCAAGGGGGAAUCGCCCUUCCUAGCCUUAGAACUAUUCACGGCUUGGCAGAAUCCCCGCGGCCCGGCGUGGUGUCCAGGGCCCGCCCAAGGACUCCGGGGGCAGACCGGGCCAGCGGAGAGGCAGUGUUUCACCGAGUGCAUGCUGAUAUGCUGUCAAAAAAAGCGUCUUAACGUUGGUCCGGGAGGAAGCUCUCCUGCUCGUAGGGGCCGUGUGAGUAGAGGAAGCGGUAAUGACAGCCUCGGCGUGGUGCCGCUUCCCAAGCCCGAGCAGCUCUGCGACUGCAAGCCCGCUCCCCAUAAAGUCAGUCGUGUUGCUUGUCUCCUGUCCUUCUCGGCAGCCAGAUCUGCCUCACAGACUCAGCACAUCCAAGUGAAAGCCAAGGGCAAAAGGAGCUGGAUGCUCUUUGCACAAAUGUUUGCACUGGAUGACACUGUCCUGUAUUUGCCACUCCAAGCUCUUACCAAAUGAACCAAAUGGUACUAUCCCCUGGAACUUAUGCACAUAAUUUUCAGCAGUGUAUUUUGCAGUCCUUCCCAUCAGAGAUGCUUGGGAACCUGUGUGUGAGAAAAAGAGCCUUUUCUUGGACCAGGAAUAAAUAAGCAAGCUCUGACUUCUGAUACAGUGUAUCUCAAGAGAAGUUCAAAAUGCAGAAUGUAUGACUUUCUUUAGUGACCAGGAACUUCCACAAGGAAGUGUUUGGAGUCCUUUCUCAAUAUAGCUUUGCAUUUUAUUAUCCAGGUGCUCCAUUUUUAUUAUAUAUUUUCACAUUUCUUUGAUAGCAUCUAUGUUUAAUAAUAUGUAAUAAUAGAGAUUAUAAGCAUACUAUGUCACUGUUGGACACGAAA